Molecule: messenger RNA, 3318 nt
Organism: Entamoeba dispar SAW760
Lineage: Eukaryota; Evosea; Mastigamoebida; Endamoebidae
Exons: 1
Coding region: 1-3318 (1105 amino acids)
Source: RefSeq, a predicted model, not a curated record
AUGAGCAAGAAGUUAGAUGGAUAUUCAUUAAUGAUUGUAUCUAAAUACUUUAUUACAAAAGAUGAUUAUAAGAAGGUGGUAUUAGUUUGUAAAAAAUUUAAAGAUACUAUUGAUAAAUUUCGUUAUAAUCCUAUUCCUAUUUAUGAUUUAAAUUUCUUUAGAAACAUAGAAACACAGUUUUUAUAUUAUCCAUUUGAAGAGAAAAUACCUUCGAACCAUUUAUUAUAUAGAAUUAAAUAUUAUGUUCCAUAUUAUUGUUAUCUUGAAAAUAAAAAAAAAUGGAUUCAUUGUGAUAAUGUUAUGUAUACUAAAAAAGACUUUAUUACAUUUGGAAGUUCAAUACCAGUAGAAGUAAAAAAAAUAGGAAAAGAAUGUUUUAGUGAAACAGAUACAGUAGAAUUAAUGCAAAUUCCUAAUACUGUUAUUGAAUUACAACGUUCAUGUUUUAAAUCAUGUAUUUCAUUAAAAACAAUUAUAUUAUCUACAAAUAUUAAAUCAAUUCCAUUUUGUUCUUUUGCAAAUUGUCAAUCAUUAAAAGAAAUUGUAUUACCAGAAAGUGUUACUAUGAUUGGUGCUGGCUGUUUUUAUGCUUGUCAACGUUUAGAAAAAAUAAAACUUCCAUCUAAUCUUUCAGAAAUUGGAAAUCAAGCAUUUUGUUAUUGUACAUCAUUACAAAGUAUUACGAUACCUUCAAAUAUUAAUAGAAUUCCAUUAAAAUGUUUUUCUUUUUGUUUUGGAUUAUCAACAGUUGUAAAUUUAGGAAAUUUAAUUGAAAUAGGUUCAUCAGCAUUUGAGUCAUGUACUGGAUUAAGAACAAUUGACCUUCCUAAUUCAUUAAAAUUUAUUGGAGGUGGUGCAUUUUUAAAUUGUUCUAGUUUAGUUCAUUUAAUUAUUCCACAUGGAGUUGCAAAUAUUUCAAUUAAUUCUUUUAAAGGAUGUUCAGCAAUUACAGAGUUUGAUGUCCCAAGAGACCCUAAUGGUGAUUAUCCUUUUGAAAUAAGUACUUCUGAAUUACCACUAUUACUCAAUCAUGGAAUUAGUCCUGUUAAUAUUAAUGUGUCUGGACCAAAUGACUCAACCAAAUUAAAUAUUCCAUUAACUCCAUCAAUUCUUGGAAAACGAUGUUUCUCUGGGAAUACAAAAUUAGAGAGUUAUUGGGUUCCAUCAUCAAUAAUACAUUUAGAUGAAGAAUGUUUCUCAGAUUGUUCCCAAUUAACUUCUAUUUAUUUUCCAAAUAGUGUAACUGUAAUUUCACCAUUUGCAUUUAGUAAUUGUAUUAAUUUGAAAAAGGUAGUAUUACCUAAGUAUUCUAUUAACACAAUUCAACGAGGUUGUUUUUUUAAUUGUUCUAAGUUAGUUUCUAUUGAUAUUCCAUAUAGUGUUACUGAAAUUUAUGAACGUGCAUUUGAUAAUUGUAGUUCAUUAAAAAAAUUAAAUAUUCCUCCUUCUGUUAGAAAAAUCAAAAGUGAAGCAUUCAACAGGUGUACAAGUCUUAGUGAAAUAAUAAUUCCUUCUAGUGUAACACAAAUUGCACCUAAUUGUUUCAAUGGAUGUGUUUCAAUUAAAAAUAUAUAUAUUCAAUUAGAUAAUGAAGGGUUUUAUCCUUUUGAUGUUUCUAAUGAUGAAUUUAUUCUUCUUUCACGUAUUAGAAUUAAAAUAAAAUGUAUUAUUAUGAACACCAUUCCAAACAAUGACUUAUUAUUAUUUAAUAGAUUUGUACAUGAUAGAAUUUCUCUAAAAGCAGGACCAAACAUGUUUACUAAUACAUUGUUAAAAGAAAUUGUACUACCACCUUGUUUUAUUUCACUUAGUGAUAUGUGUUUUGUUUCAUGUAAAGCAACAAAAAUUGUUAUCCCAUCUACAGUUACAUCUAUAGGAGAAAAUUGUUUUAGUAAAUGUACUAAUUUGUUGAGUAUUAGUUUACCAAAUAAAUGUAAAUAUGGAUCAUAUAUAUUUAAGAAAGUUAGGUCUUUGACUUCAAUUACAAUUAAUGGUCCUUUUACAGGAAUUGUAUCUAUUGAAGAAGCAUACUAUUUACAACGAUGUGGUGUUUGUUGUACAAAUAUUUCAUUAACAACAAAGGAUUACAAAAAUAAUAUUUCAUUAACACCAAAUAUUACUGGAUUAGAUGCAAGACUAGAAGAAAAUACACAAAUAAUUAUACCAUCACACAUUACAAGAAUUGGAAUAGGAUGUUUUGGAGAAAGUCGAAUAAGUAAAUCCUUUAUUUUUCCUUCAAGUAUUAAAGAAAUUGGAAAUGAAUUAUUUGAGUCAUGUUAUGAAUUGGAACAUGUUGAUUGUUCUUCUUUAAACUCUAUACCAAAAUUUUGUUUCUUUAAUAAUAGAAAAUUAUCUUCAGUUGUAUUAUCAAGUCAAUUAGAAAAAAUUAAGUCAGGUGCAUUUUAUCAAUGUUGUUCAUUAACUUCAGUUACUAUUCCAUCUUCGGUGACUAAAAUCGGUUAUUUUGUAUUCUAUCAAUGUCAAAAUCUCAAAGAAGUUAUUUUUGAAAAAAAUUCUAAAUUAAAAACUAUUAGUCAAUGUCUUUUUUAUAAAUGUUAUUCUCUUACUAAACUUGUGUUACCUGAAGUUAAUAAUAUUGAUAAUUUAUCUAUUUUUAAAACACUGUCAUUAAAAGAAAUUGAAAUACCAAGUACUGUUACAAGACUUGGAGUUGAUGCUUUCAAACGGUCUGGUCAAUUAUCUAAAAUUAUAUUACAUGAAGGAUUGAAAGUAAUAGACAAAGAAUGUUUUAUGUAUUGUUCAUCUCUUGAAUCAAUUAAAAUACCAAAUUCAGUAACUGCUUUAUUUGGUGGUGUAUUUUGUUCAUGUUGCAAGUUAACUUCUGUUACAUUAUCAUCAAACUUACAAAUAGUUGAAACAAAUUGUUUUGAGGGUUGUUGUCAUUUAACUCGAUUAGUUAUUAAUGAACAACCAAUUUAUGAAUACAAUUAUCCAAUUUCAUUUACUCAAGCAAAUUAUUUUGAAAUUGGAUUUAUUCAGUGUUCCCAUAUUAUUUAUACUGAAAAUGAUAGAAUAGUUUAUGGAAAAGAUAUUCCACAAAGUGUUCAAGAACUUGGAGAUAAUUGUUUCCGAGAAGUAAGUAUUAACAAAAUAAGUUUACCAUCAUCAAUAACAAAGAUUGGUGCAUUCUGUUUUAAAGAUUGUUUUGGAUUAAUUGAGUUUGAGUCAUUAGCUGAACAUAUUAUUAUUGGAGAUUAUGCAUUUGACUCAUGUGUAUCAUUAAGACAAAUGAAAUUACCUAAAAAUGUAAUGUAUGGAGAGAAUAUAACAUAUAAAUGUGAUUCAUUAAAGAAGUGA